CAAUAGAUGGAAGCAUCUGGUUUCAUUCCUCUCUCAGUUCCGGUACCUUAAGCUUAAAGCCAGCUUCGCUAACCUUUCGUCAUUGUUGCAAAACGCCCUUCCACCUCCCAACCAUUGUUUCAGAAGGAAAAUCCUCCACAUUUUUCGAAGUUCACGUUUUUCAGGUCUUUCAAGUGUGUUAUCAUGGCAACUGAAUCAAAGGUAGCAACUGAAGAUGCCAAGGUUGACCUUUUUGAAGAUGAUGAUGAGUUCGAAGAAUUUGAAAUUGGUGAAGAGUGGGAUGAAAAGGAGGAAGGUAAAGGAGCAACACAACAGUGGGAAGAUGACUGGGACGAUGAUGAUGUCAAUGAUGACUUCUCUUUGCAGCUGAGAAAGGAAUUGGAGAACAAUAGUGAGAAGAAGUAAAUCUAGAAUCCAGCUUCAUCCUUUCCAUUAUUCCUUCUCUCUCACAAUGUGUUUCUGGAGGCUUAAGCUCUUUAUCUUCUAUAAGCAUCUAAUGAAAGUUUUAACUUUUAAGGUCUUGUAUUUUCUGACUGAAGUCCUCCAUUUUAAUAGAGUUCUCUUCAACUUUAGAUGCACAUGGCAAAGUGCCAACUGGCUAGUUGGUAAGCUCUCUGGCUGCUUGUAGCAGAGACUUAGGAUGAAUCCCGCCAGCACUGGGGUUGGGGAGGUCAUGGAUUUGGGGGAUGCCUACUCCCUUUGUGUUGUGUAGAUAGGAGAUUAAACAAAAACAACUAAUGUUGAAACCUUAAUUUACUGUCUGUUUCUUUGGAUCA
This is a messenger RNA of Nelumbo nucifera (sacred lotus), 776 nucleotides long. RefSeq names its product protein DSS1 HOMOLOG ON CHROMOSOME V-like. Gene Ontology annotation, cellular component: proteasome regulatory particle, lid subcomplex; proteasome complex. Gene Ontology annotation, biological process: double-strand break repair via homologous recombination; mRNA export from nucleus; proteasome assembly. The record is from RefSeq and is a predicted model, not a curated record. NCBI's taxonomy places the organism in Eukaryota, Viridiplantae, Streptophyta, Magnoliopsida, Proteales, Nelumbonaceae.